Tarenaya hassleriana is the source of this 980-nucleotide messenger RNA. RefSeq lists its product as uncharacterized. Lineage: Eukaryota; Viridiplantae; Streptophyta; Magnoliopsida; Brassicales; Cleomaceae. Bases 135 to 758 code for a protein of 207 amino acids. The transcript has a single exon. The record is from RefSeq and is a predicted model, not a curated record.
UCAACGUCAACACUAAGAAGAACCCAAAACCAAUCCCUGCAUUUAUUUCCCCCUUCCAUUUUCUCGUGUGCUUCAUCAAUUUCAAAAAUCUCAAGAGAACAAAAUCCAAAGGAGCAACCUUUUUUCGGGUCGAGAUGAGUCAACUCGGUGAACUGCUCAGGGAAACGUCCGAGUCGGACAGAACCGGAAGUGGGAGGACUGUGAUUCUGGGUCUGCUCGAGGACCGAUCCGACGGCGGAGAUCGAGCGAGGAGCAAGUGGAGAACCCUGAAGCGACGGCUGAGAUUGAAAAGCGUAGGCUGUUGUGGCGGGUCCGCUUGGAAUCUCCGACCAACGACGGUCGCCGUGGAAAAUGACAGCGAUGACGAGGAGAGGAUGGCGACACACUCGGGUCGGAACCGGGUCGUUGACUCGUUAGACCCAAGUCCGGAUCCGGGUCUUGGUACGGAUUCGGGCUGUUUGCUACCCGGAGUGACGAACCUUGCUGAGGCACUUGCGGCGGAACGACAGAGCGUAACGGCGGAAACGACGGCGAAGAAGGUGCCGUUGAUGAGGCUGAUGGCGGAAUCGGACGGCUGUGAUUCGACGUGGUUGGGGUGUGAUCCUGUGUGCUGCGUGUGCAUGGGAAGGGAGAAGGGGGCGGCGAUGAUUCCCUGCGGGCACACGUACUGUAGAGUUUGCUCCAGAGAGAUCUGGGUGGAUCGUGGCACGUGUCCUCUCUGCAACCGUCCGAUCUUUGACGUUCUCGAUCUUUACUGAACGGGUGAUUCCGGAUUUGAUGCGACUUGCGAGGAUGUGGAUCGACGGUGGAGAUGCGUUCAUUUUCAUCUGUAUGGUGUUACGUGGAACAGGGUGAUCAUUGGUGAUGAUGUGGAUAUAAAAUUUCAAAGUAAUGGAAAAAAAAAGCAUAAUUUAUAAUUCGGUGUGUAUGUACAAUAAAAUCGAAUAUGUGAAAUGAUCAGUACACAGAAAGUGACGAUA